CCUUCCAAUGAGCAGGAUCAGGGUGUGGGGAUGUGAGGGACAGUCAAUCGCAAGGCAGACCUAGUGUGCGUUCACCGACAAAUGACAUUAUUCGCUGGGUUCAGUCACACUCGAAUGCUUGGAAAAAGUUAGUCAACUCUCAACUGGCAGUUUCAACAAGGUUGGACAUGACAAACAGCAGGUACUGAGCCGUUGUGACGAGGCUGUGGCGUACAGGGGCUGCGAAACGGGAUAAAGUAUGUCUCAGAAACUAAAGGCACUCUUCCAUCGGAAGCAGAAAGAGCCCAUCAAAGAGGAGAUCUUGCCCGAGCAGCCUAAUGGUGAGAUUGUGAACACUGGUGGAGGUGUAGUCUAUUACUAUUAUGAGGAGGAGGAAGAAGAGGAAGACGAAGAACAGGAGCCUCCUCCCCCAGAGCCACCCAAGCCUGUCAAUGACAAACCCCACAAGUUCAAGGACCACUAUUUGAAGAAGCCAAAGUUCUGCGAUGUCUGUGCACGAAUGAUUGUCCUGAACAACAAAUUCGGCUUAAGGUGCAAAAAUUGCAAAACGAACAUCCACCAUCACUGCCAGUCUUAUGUGGAGUUUCAAAGAUGUUUUGGCAAGAUUCCCCCUGGCUUUCGAAGAGCAUACAGCUCACCUCUCUACAGUAACCAGCAGUUUGCCUGUAUCAAGGAACUUCUCCCUUUCUCUGUGGCAAACCGCUCAGACCCAGUCUAUGAAACACUUCGAACGGGAGUCGUGAUGGCAAACCGUGAGAGGAAAAAGAACUCUGAGGAUAAGAAAAAUCCUGCGCAAAUGGUUGAUGAAGAACUUGAUAAUCCCAAGCCUGGGGAAGAACACGGGUCAGGAGGUGGUGAAGCAGCAGACAAAAAAGACAAGAGUAAUCCAGAUGAGGGCAAGAGCAAGAAGCUGCAGCCUGGUAUGCGAGGCGGCUUCGCACAGACUCACUACUUUGUCGCUUUGUACAGAUACAAAGCUCAGGAGAAAGAUGACCUGGAUUUCCAUGCGGGUGAUCGGGUGACUGUCUUCGACGACUCCAAUGAGGAAUGGUGGAAGGGCCGAAUCGGAGAGAAGUCUGGCUACUUCCCAGCUAACUAUAUCAUCAGAGUGCGUGCAGGAGAACGCGUUUAUAAAGUUACUCGCUCAUUUGUCGGCAAUAAGGAAAUGGGUCAGAUUACCCUGAAGAAAGAUCAGAUUGUGGUGCAGAAAGGGGAGGAGGUGAAUGGCUACAUUAAAGUUUUCACUGGCAGGAAGGUGGGAAUGUUCCCCGUUGACUUCCUCGAAGAGAUCUGAGCGCCGGCAGGAAUUUGAAAGAAGGGUCCUUGAGGCGGCCGUUCCGAACCCUGUACUGAGCAGCGCUGCGUCCGAGCCAGCUGCAAGGAAUCUUCGAGACAGAACAAAAAUGGAGGGCUGUUGCUAUGGCGACCUCAGUGUACUUUGACGUGUUAGGAUGAGAAACAGAUUUAGCUGAAUUUCUUUCUGUACUAAAGGAAGCACACGCUCGCCCAGCUUGCAUGAGAGUUCCUCAUUUUGAAUUUUUGUUUUGCUUUAGUGGGGAGAUUUGGAAGAAGAUACAAAUGGCGAGUGCAUCUUUGCAUCGUCUGUGCCCGUGACCCAGUCGAGCCAAACUAUUAAACAACAGGUGACAAUAAGGUUGGCAUAUGCCAGAGUUUGGACUGGAAUGAGGGCAGGAGUCUUGAUACACAGCCAGUUGGCUGGGCUUUAAUGGCAAUGCAGAGUUUGAAUAGCCCUUUCUCUAUCCAAAAUUCUUCAUUCCCAUCCAGAAAGUCAUGGACAACAGUUGGGGGGGCUGGGGUGGGGGUGGUGCCUUCCAGCCCUGAGACUGAUGCUUUGGUAGCUGUAGUCACAGGGAGGCAUGUGUGGGGCUGUUUCACACUGAACAAACUGGUUCGACGGUGUAUUUUGUGCAGCUUCAGCAGAGGCUGUCGAUCAAAUGACACACCAAAGGAAAUGGAUCCCAAUAUACAACUCGGCUCAGCAUUUGCCUUUGUGAGGGACUUCUGUAAGGAGGGAAUUGGAGGCUUUGGGAAUAGAAGGGAGGAGGAAUGUGGUGACUCAGGAUUGUUCCUGGAGAUUUAUGUGUCAGUUGGGAAUUGGGGUUGGGUGGGAUGGUAGGGGCAGUAUAAUCAUGGGAAACAGCGUUCAAUACUUAUACUGCCAUGAGACAGCUCACAAUUGUUUCGCAUUUGUGUCUUUGUACCCCUAUUUAUAACUGGCUGCUGCCAGGCUUCCAGUUUUGCUGUGAUCGUAGGUUUAUUUAUAGUUGUUUGCGUUAAUCUCUUUUACAUUGUCUUUUCCCCAUUUAAACGUUUGCUACCACUGAGUUUGGCUUACAUUGAGGUAUUUUUCACCUCCUCCUUCUGAUUGACUUCAAUAAAAUCUCCUCACUUUCUUUCAAA
Messenger RNA from Stegostoma tigrinum, 2421 nucleotides. It is a transcript of the gene stac3, whose product is annotated as SH3 and cysteine rich domain 3. The record is from RefSeq and is a predicted model, not a curated record. The coding region runs from base 239 to 1294 and encodes 351 amino acids. The transcript has 11 exons. Gene Ontology annotation, biological process: positive regulation of voltage-gated calcium channel activity; positive regulation of protein localization to plasma membrane; skeletal muscle contraction. Gene Ontology annotation, molecular function: protein binding. Gene Ontology annotation, cellular component: extrinsic component of cytoplasmic side of plasma membrane. Lineage: Eukaryota; Metazoa; Chordata; Chondrichthyes; Orectolobiformes; Stegostomatidae.